GGUGAUACCUAACUACAGAGUCUUUCAACUUUAUUGAGUUCAAUCUGGUGACGGAAAUAACCCACACAACCUCCGUGCCCAUUGAUUCCUGCCAACGUCACGGUAAACACUGAGACUAGGAGGACAACCGAAGUCUCGCUCUGGUAUUCCGGGAAGGAAGGAGGAAACAGUUGAAGGCGUUAGGAGCAAAGAACAAAGACACAUUGGUGUCAAUUUCGAGAGAUCAUGAUAAACCUUGUCACGUCUGAGACGACCGUCAGCUUGCCAAGAGGCAGGGUUCCUGCUCAAACACACAAAUCAGGCGUGUCGUUGACGACUGGAGGCUGUAAAACCUCCGCAUGUGAGUUCCGGCAGCGCUCAGACAGGAAAUAUAGAGAAAGUAUAAAGAGACUUGGUUUGAUAGAGAGUGUUUACAUCCAGGAGCGGAACACUACCAGGAGUGUUGCAAUGUUUUGGACUUUCGUCAUCCUCAGUGCGGUCUUCACUGGAGGACGCACGUCGCCAAGCGUGAGUCCAUCUGCCCCGACAACCAGCAGCAUUGCGGAAGAAACAUGUCGCAUCUUCGACUCGGGCCGCUCCGCGGACUGCCUGGGGAGGCAGCUGGAGAGCGUCCCGUGGAGACAAUUUCCGUCCACACUGGAGAAGAUUGAUCUAUCCUAUAAUAAACUUCAAGCUAUCCGUUCGGACGACUUACACCGACUUCCUCGCCUGCGUGUCCUUCUGCUGGGGUACAACAAUAUCUCGCACAUUGACAGUGACGCCUUCCGAAACAACAGCUUGCUGGAACAUCUGAACAUCUUCAACAACUCCUUGCAGGUAAUUCCUGCUGCUGUACUGACAUCUCUCUUGAACUUAAAAUAUCUGUCUAUGUCCAACAACCUUUACAAACGUGCCACACUGGCUGAAGGCUUCUCCAGGCUGGUCAAACUGCAGGUUCUGUCCAUGGGUGGGCCUUUGGUGGAGGGCCUGAAGAGAGAAGACUUUCAGCCACUGAAGAACAUCAAGUUACAAAGCUUUGCAAUCAAGUGUUCCUCCAACUUAAGCUACUACCAGCCCGGGAGUCUCCGCAUUAUUCAAACUUCGCACAUUGGCUUCGACAUGGCCAUAGACCAACGCCCCGGCGCCCUCCUUCACAUGCUGCACGACCUCGCCAACAAGACCUUCAAUGCCAUCCAGUUCCGCAACCUCUUCGAGUUCAUGUACUACAUGGGAGAUGAGGAUAUCUUCCAGGGUCUAAAGGACAUUAGAGCUUAUCAGAUCAUCUUCCACAGAGGGAAAUUCAACGAGAACCUCCUCAGGAUGGCGUUAAUCAACCUCGAAACGGCCCCCAUCAAGAGGGUCAGGUUGCAGUACAUCGACUUUGCGCGCUCACCAACUUUUUUUGACAGUGGGGCUGAAUCACGCAUCACAGACCUGAAGCUGGACCAACUGGACCUCUGGUAUAUCAGCAAUCCCGAUAUUCUGCGUUUUGACUGGCGCUUCACCUGGUUCAACAAGAUCAAGCAGCUGUCCAUUCAGUAUGUUUACUUUAACUCGGUACCUUGCGACGCCUGGGUGGAGAUGGCAGGUGUGCAGGUCCUGGAUGUCUCCAACAACCGACUCUUGGACGAAUACAUCUUUAACCAGCGCUGCAGCUACAGGGGCGCCAUGCCAAAUCUUCACACCUUCAACCUGAGCACCAAUGAGCUGACCAACUUAAAAGAACUGUCACUGCUCACCAGACAUUUCCAGAAUCUGCAAGUGUUGGACGUUAGCAACAAUAAGCUAGGAUCUGCCGAAAGAAGCCGAGAUUGCGUUUGGCAACAAAACAUCACCAGGAUCAUCGCUCACCACAAUCAGUUCACAACCGAAGCCCUCUCCUGCCUGCCCACCACUGUCCACUUCUUGGACCUGUCCUCCUGCAACCUGGACCAGCUGGACGUGGCGUACUUUGAGAAGGCCACCAACCUGAAAGUGCUGCUGCUGAGUGACAACAAAAUCAAGUUCAUCCCAUCCAAGUGGGAGAGUUCAUCACUGCGGAGCCUGGCUCUGGAUGGCAAUUCCUUCGGUCUCAUUAGCAAGGAAUCAUUCCAGCUAAUGCCUGGACUUGUUCACCUAAAGGCUGGGAACAACCCUUACCACUGCACCUGUGAACUGCACGCCUUCAUUGAAGAAACCAAGGAUAAAGAUCAGUUCAAUUUGACCGACUGGCCUUGGAACUACAGGUGUUACCACCCAGAGCAGUUUCUGAACACAGUCAUAUCUCGUUACUUCCCGAGCCAGGUGGCGUGCGAUGUCAGGCUGGUCAUCAUCAUCAGUGUCGCAACGACCGCGGCGGUCAUUCUGAUUCUGAUGCUUAUUUGUUACUUUUUCGACCUCCCGUGGUACACCAAGGCCACCUAUCAGAUCAUCAAGGCCAAAUACAGAGCUCACAAGGAGAGAGCUGCGGGAGAACCUGGACAUUUUACCUAUCACGCCUUCAUUUCCUACAGCCACUGUGACGCAGAAUGGGUGAGAGAACAGCUCCUGCCUUGUUUGGAGAACAACCGGAACCCCUACCGACUGUGCAUUCACGAGCGAGACUUCAUGCCGGGACGGUGGAUCAUCGACAACAUCAUUGAAAACAUCGAGAACAGUUACAAGGUGAUAUUUGUCCUGUCGCGGCACUUUGUCAACAGCGAGUGGUGCAACUAUGAGCUGUACUUCGCCCAGCAGCGAGCCAUGGGGAAGACCUUCAGCGACGUCAUCCUGGUGGUCAAGGAGCCCAUCGACCCCGGCUCCCUGCCCAGCAAGUACUGCAAGCUGAAGAAGAUGCUGAGCACCAAGACCUACCUGGAGUGGCCCCAGGAGGCCACCCAGCAGGCCUUCUUCUGGGCGCAGCUGAGGAGCGUCCUGGGCAAGCCCACGCCGUCCAGACAGAAGUCGUCCACGGGGGGCCGUUCCCCGGCUCCGGGAGCAAGGAGGCCGUCUCCUAUCGGGGCGGCAGAGAACAUGAAUGACGACGUGCCCGCCGUGAAUCGUCAUCUCGUUCUUCGGCUUGUCGAGCGUCGAUCUAAAAUGAGCGGCCAGCUAGAGAAGGCCAUGGAGAGCCUCAUCGCCGUCUUCCACUCGUACUCGUCCAAAGAGGGCGACAAGUACAAGCUGAGCAAAGGCGAGCUGAAGACGCUGCUGCGGCACGAGCUCACCGACUUCCUGGCCGGUCGCAACGACGCGGCCGCCAUCGACAAGAUCAUGGCGGACCUGGAUGAAAACGGGGACUGCCAACUGGACUUCCAUGAGUUUGUGGUCCUGGUGGCGGCGCUGACGGUCGCCUGCAACGACUUCUUUGUCGGCAGCUGCAAGAAAAACUGUUCCUCAAAAGGUGACCACACCAGAGAGAAGUUCCUCUUCCGGUUUCCCAACACCCUUUGCCGGCCUCGUGUCGGCACGAGCCAGCGUGUCUCAAAGUGAUGAUCCAAGUGCUGCUUGGCGUCACGUGCUCGCCAACACGCCGUCUUGCUCCUUGCCCCCCCAGGCCCACACACCGGACCUAGGCUUCGAUAUCCUGGGGAAAAAAGUGCCACUAAAUGUUUUUUUUUU
Molecule: messenger RNA, 3558 nt
Organism: Nerophis ophidion (straightnose pipefish)
Lineage: Eukaryota; Metazoa; Chordata; Actinopteri; Syngnathiformes; Syngnathidae
Gene: tlr18
Product: toll-like receptor 18
Exons: 7
Coding region: 226-3429 (1067 amino acids)
Biological process (GO): toll-like receptor signaling pathway; immune response; inflammatory response
Cellular component (GO): membrane
Molecular function (GO): calcium ion binding; protein binding; transmembrane signaling receptor activity
Source: RefSeq, a predicted model, not a curated record